UUAGGAACAACAACAACAACAUCAAUUAGCAAUAACAAUCCGAAGUAGAAGAAGAAGAAGCAGCUAGAAUCAUGGCAGUCUUUGGCAUGGUCUCGGCUGUGUCCAGCUUCAUCAAGAUACGCUAUCUGCUGGACAAGGCGGUCAUCGAUAAUAUGGUCUUUCGCUGUCAUUAUAGGAUUACCACAGCCAUACUUUUCACCUGUUGCAUUAUUGUUACGGCCAACAAUUUGAUUGGUGAUCCGAUUAGCUGCAUCAACGAUGGCUCGAUACCCAUGCAUGUGAUCAACACAUUCUGCUGGAUAACAUAUACCUUCACGAUACCCGGUCAGCAGCAUAGGCAAAUUGGCACCGAUGUCGCCGGCCACGGUCUGGGCAAUGAGUAUGGCCAGGAGAAGCGCUAUCAUAGCUACUAUCAGUGGGUGCCCUUUGUGCUGUUCUUUCAGGGUCUUAUGUUUUAUGUGCCCCAUUGGAUUUGGAAGAAUAUGGAGGAUGGUAAAAUACGCAUGAUAACUGAUGGCUUGCGCGGCAUGAUCUCAGUGCCGGAGGACUAUCGAAAGGAUCGACAGGAUCGCAUCAUUAAAUACUUUAUGGAAAGUCUCAACACGCACAAUGGCUACUCGUUUGCGUAUUUCUUCUGCGAGGUGCUGAACUUUGUCAAUGUGAUCGUCAAUAUCUUUAUGGUGGAUAAGUUUCUGGGCGGUGCUUUUAUGUCCUAUGGUACGGAUGUCGUCAAGUUCUCCAAUAUGGAUCAGAAUAUGCGUUUCGAUCCCAUGAUUGAGAUCUUUCCAAGGCUGACCAAGUGUACAUUCCGUAAGUUUGGUCCAAGUGGUUCCCUACAGAAACACGAUACACUCUGUGUGCUAGCUCUGAAUAUACUCAAUGAGAAGAUCUAUAUAUUCCUGUGGUUCUGGUUCAUUAUAUUGGCCACAAUUUCGGGCGUGGCUGUGCUCUAUUCCCUGGUGGUUAUCAUGAUGCCCACCACACGCGAGACGAUCAUCAAGCGCUCCUAUCGCUCAGGUCAGCGCAAGGAAAUUGCCGGACUAGUGCGGAGUUUGGAGAUUGGCGACUUCUUGAUCCUGCACUUCCUUAGCCAGAAUCUGAGCACACGAUCAUAUGGCGAUAUGCUGCAACAGUUAUGCAGCCUGAUGGCCGCCUCACGCACACCCUCUGCCCCCUCGACGCUGGAAAUGAAUCCCAUUAGCCAUUCAAUUUAUCCGCCCGCCGAGCUGUUCGGCGGCAAGGAGACCGAGACAUAGGCGCUAUAGCAACUAUUUGGCGCUAAUAUAAAAUUUCAAUGAUUUCUCAAUAAUAUUUUGUAGCCAGAGAUGUGACCAAUUCGAAGGUGUUUUUUUCGUAGUAGGUGUUCUAGGCGUUUAGGCUUUCUAAUAUAAUAUAUAUAACAUAUGUAUGUA
This is a messenger RNA of Drosophila novamexicana, 1412 nucleotides long. Its product is annotated as innexin inx3. Lineage: Eukaryota; Metazoa; Arthropoda; Insecta; Diptera; Drosophilidae. Gene Ontology annotation, cellular component: plasma membrane; gap junction. The transcript has 5 exons. Gene Ontology annotation, molecular function: gap junction channel activity. The record is from RefSeq and is a predicted model, not a curated record. Bases 72 to 1256 code for a protein of 394 amino acids. Gene Ontology annotation, biological process: phototransduction.